AUGAAUGCGCGUAAAGACCGCGCGCCGGAAUUGUUUCGUGAAAGCAUCUCCCUCACGAUCUCACGUGUGGAGUCCGUUGCGGCGAAGCCCUACGUGGGGCGCGCCGGGGCAGCGGCCGCGGCGCCCCCUCCCCGUCCCCCUCCCCUCCCCGCCCCGCCCCCUCCUCUCCGCCCCGGAGCUCCCUUUGGAAAGCAGACCGACCAGUUCCCUAUA
Messenger RNA from Iphiclides podalirius (scarce swallowtail), 213 nucleotides. The record is from the annotation of a GenBank genome assembly. NCBI's taxonomy places the organism in Eukaryota, Metazoa, Arthropoda, Insecta, Lepidoptera, Papilionidae.